AUGUUAUCCCAUCUUCUCGACCACGGAAAUCAUCCACGUAUUCGGAUACAAGGAUUUCAACUUUUAUUAUUAUGGUUGAACGAUCAGACAAUCGAAUUACCCGAGUGCAUAGAUUUGUAUUCAAAUGCAAUCUCGUUAGAUUUAUUUCUAUAUGAUCAAAUAAGAAGUGGAGGUGGUGACCUUAAUGCCAGAGAGGGGACGUCGAAGAAAAAUGACGACUCCCUCGGGUUGGGUCAAGUCCUAAUAAAAUCUGAUGAACGAGGUCCUUUGUUUCCUAAUCCACAUCCGCCCACUUUCAAUGAUGCCGUUAAAUUAAUACAAUUGGAUUUGAGCGGGUUGGUCAGACUCGCCCAUGUAGCAGCCGGCUCCAUACCUCCACCGGAGAAUUAUGAUUUUCCGCAGAUUGAAAACAUUGAGCACGAUAAUGGAAUAGCCAUAGGGAUGGGAAUUGACGCUGCUUUCGCUGCUGCAAAAUUUCAUUUCGAUAUUACGAAAAAGCAAUACCUAAUAAAACUUUUCCCUCAAUGUGCAAAAAGCCUUGGUCUAAUAUCUGGUGAUGAUGCGACUCCGAUAUUAAAGUCUAUAGUAUUAGGUCCGGAGAAUCGAGAGUUCGCACACGAGAUAGUUAGACAGGCUCUUAUGUUACCGGCCGGGAGUCCACAGUACAAAGACAUAGUUCGGGGGGCUGUGCAUAUUGUUGGCGUAUGGAUUCUAAGCGGAGAAGAAGAAAGGCCAGCUUUCCUUCGCAGAUCCCCUUCACAGACCCCACUGUCCUCAUCGACAAUCGGAUCAUUUCCUAAUCAAUUACCAUCACCAGAUAGUGAUUCGUCGAUCACUCCUUCAAAUACACCGUCAAAGGCUACCUUUUCUUCUGCCAAUAUAUAUCUUCGAAGGUAUAUUCAAUUGUUGGGUCUUGUCUUUGAAGAUCACUCGGCGAUAACAUUCGAUGGGAUGACCAACAUCGAGGUGGAAUCGCAAGUAGCAAUAUAUCGAGAUGUCCUGUCACUAUAUCGUUCUAUGAUAUCUGAGGGACCAAUCGAGCUGGAGGAUGAAACAUGGGAGACCCUGUUACUAUCUCUCUUGGAUAUUCAGCAAAAAAUAAUGAAUCAAAGGGACAAAUAUACACCAAUUUCAUCUGUCUCGUUAUCAGAAGGUUUAGCGGACUAUCUUGUAGAGACAAUAUUGAAUGCGUUUGCGAGGUCGAAAGUUCAGCGACCCGAGUUAUGGCGCGGACUGAGAAAUCAAAUGAGUUCCAGCGUGAGGUGGUCUCAAACGAUAGCACAGUGGGCGAAAAUUAUGUUGAGGCUUACUAAAAUCCUGUCGAAACACGUUCAUCACGUCGAUCUUGAUGCCGUCGAAUUAAACCGUCGCCUAUCGGAGUUGUCUACAUCAGAGCGUCAUUCACAUCGACGGCAACCUUCCAAAAGUCGAACCCGUCAUUUGUCUCUGCGUGGAUCUCGUCACAAACAUUCUGGUAGCAAUUCUUCUCGCGAAGAUGUCAUGGCUGCUAUCGGAUCAGAUUUUUCCGUUUUCGGAAAAUCGGGAAAUGACAUUAACAUCAAAUCUAGUCGACGUACACUUAGCAUACAUCAGGAUAUGAAUUUCGUGGAUCAAAAAUCCCCUGGAGGACAAGCUCUACUGAACGUUACGGUCAAUGGACCUGCCUCGUCAACGCAUUCGGGUAGCAUUGCAUCAGAUGAGGAAGACGAUGAGAAUGAUGAUUUCUUUGAUGCUAGUAGCGAACUUACUCUUGAUGAUCUGGCUGAUGUUAAAUCCAAUCGAACUUCGUCUUCAUCAGCAUUUUUCGUUCAGCCCAAUUUUAGUAGCGAAAGGCUGUCCGUAUCAUUAGCGAAUUUUCGAUGCCAAGAUUUUUUAAAUUUGGAAGCAUUAUCGUGGAAUAGUGAAACGGCUCUUUUGGUUUGGAAAAACAUGCUAUGCGCUUUGGGCAAUAUAAACCAUAUACAGAUAUCGCAAAAUCAUGCCGAUGCAAUGAAAUGCCUGGUGGAAAUAAUGGACAUGUUGACAUUGGUUCGCAAUAAUCAAAUUGGAUUUGCGACUUUGCCCCUACACUACGAAUUUGCACCAUGGGCAUUUGCACCCGGACGCGCGUUAGCUUAUGCUGGCCUUUGCAAAAUGAUGUCUCGUCGACCAGAUAAGGAUUUUGAUGAAGCCUAUUACUCUCACUUUUAUCGUGCUCUGCUUAAAGGAUUAUCCGAUCCUGACGGAUCGAUAACGCUGGCGAUUAUAAAUAAUUCCACGAAGCUAUUCUCACAAUGCCUGCCGGGAAGCAAUAUUUUGUACAAGAGUUUCAUCGAGACCAUUAGAAAUCUGUUGUUAAAGGACGACGUGAACAUACCAGAACUUACGAGGCAAAAUGCGAUUACAAUACUGUGCUCUCUGAUAUGCAUAGUGAAUCAGGCUCCGUCAGCCAAAUUCCCAACCAUACCGUAUAAGAAGUUGGCGCAACUUAACGAUGCAAAUUUCCGGGAAUCAAUGCCCAACAAUUUAGAUUUCAUGAGAUUUUCCGAGGUGCGAUCGAUCUUGAAAGAGACCUUAGUGAAGUCUCUUGCUACCGAGGAUUCAAUCCGUAAUUAUGAAACGCAUGACAUGCUGCUGUACGGAAUUUGUACUCUUGCAUUUGACGAACUGACAUCAUGGCCUAACGAAGACGUAAUAAGGGGAUGCUUUCAAGCAUUGUUGGACCAAUUAUAUUGGAGUCAUUUACCAGUGGUCACCACUGCCGCUGAUUGCCUAAUCGGUUUUGCGCAAAACUCAUCUCUAUGGCGGAACGAGGAAAGGGUAUAUUUAAUGAUCCUUCAAGAUGUUUUUGGGUACCUUAUUGGCGCUUUAAAUGAACACCUCAUAAUACAAAAGUCGUCACCCAGGAAUGGACGAGGGUUCAUAAUAGCGAAAUUAUUUUAUUGCCUACUUGAGUGGCUGAUAGUUAUUCCACCUAAUCUUUUCGCCGAUACGGAACUAUGUCAUCUUGUGUUUGACGUUAUUGACUUGGUAUUCGAGCCUGAUUCACCAAAAAGAAAUCGAAAAAGGGCACACCCACCUGCACGUAAACGCCGUGGGAAAGCUCCUGCUGUGCGCUUCAAAAAGGCGGAACGAAAGAUUGCUGUAAGUUCAAGGCCUGGCGGAGAGCAAAAUUUUCAUGUUGUUGGUGUAGAGAAUAAUGUGGAAGAUGUGAAUUUUGUCAAGGAUGUUGCGGGAUGCGUGUUGUUACAUUUAACGCAUCAUUUUGACAAUUUUUCACCCCCGCACGGCCCGGCUAUGAUGAAUAGUACAUUGGUUGGUCCGCUGGGAAGUGAUCCUAAGGAAGAUGAAGCAUCAGAACAGUAUCACUAUUUUUCAUAUAACGAUACCACAAUAAUAACAUUAGUGGAAAUUCCGGGUAAAGAUAAUUCAAUACGCGAUCACACCGGUCGUUAUGCGUGGGAUUCUGGUCUAUUUUACAAAGCUUCGCUUGAUUCCGAAAAGGGAAAGGAUAGAGGGCGGAUAAAGGUGGCUGACAAAAUUAUUUUGAGGAGCGGCAUCAAAAUAGACCAUGAUUAUUUGGAGUUAAGAUCUGAUUUGAGCGCUUCACCAAAGACCAACCCAAAAACGAUGGGGUCCUCUCCAGAGAAAGAACAGCAACCACCAAUAUUGACACAAAGUGCAGAUCCAGAACGCGUUAAUAUGUUGAGUAAUUUGAUUCAAUAUCUCGAUUGUCAAACGCCAGGUCUUGAAAAGGUUCAACCGAUACCGCUAUAUUCGCCAAGGACUGCUACUAAUGUGAAGUCUAAAAUUGUUCAUAUUGAGGAACAACUAGACAGACAUAUAAAAGAAGAAACGUCUUACGGAAAUGUCACUGGUGCUCAGUCUUUAAACAUAUGCGUUUAUCACAUAAUCAACACUAGGCAAUUAUGGUAUGAUGAUGCAAUUUCGCUAAGAAACAAUAUCUUUCAAGAGAACGAUUACAAAGUGGUUAAGCGGCGUUCUCGAAAUCCUCUUUACUGCCGAACCACGUCACAUUUAUCGCUGGGUGCAGAUUUCUCGCUAUCAAAAUCAUUUCUACCGGUUCUACCACCAGAAGCUGAGAUGCCCACGGAGCCAUAUCAGCAGUGCCGAUUGUUUUUAAGUCAUUUUGGAUGGCUUAACCAUGAUACUUUGAAAGAUAGUUCGAUCUGUUUACUCAAUAAGACGCCGGGAUUAUUUCGUGAUAUAAGAUUGCUGGAUAAAAAGCAUGCAAGAGAAGCGAUUAAAGUUGCGCUUUUGUAUGUUGGGCCGGGACAAGACGACGAGCAAAGCAUUUUAUAUAACACGAACGGUAGUCAGGCUUAUGAUGAAUUUGUGGAAAGUCUUGGAUGGGAGAUUGAUCUGGCCUCUCAUCCAGGAUACCUUGGUGGCUUAGAGAGAAACUCGACGAACGGGUUGACAUCCGUAUAUUAUUGUACAUCAACACUUGAGAUUAUAUUUCAUGAUGUCACCAAGAUGCCAACUGAACCCACGGACCCUAAGCAACUAAGAAAAAAACGUCAUAUAGGAAACGAUCACGUCCACGUGAUAUUUAACGAAAAUCACAGAGAUUAUCGAAAGACCACAAUAGGCGGCGACUUCGGCAAUGCUCAAAUAGUGGUGACUCCAUUACACAAUGGACUUUUCAGUGUUGAUAUCUAUCGAGACUCGAAAAUAUCGCCGUUUGGACCAUUGCUACACGCUGCGGUGGUCAGCGAGAACAUAUUAGGAUCUCUGCGGGCGUCGGACAUUAGCACGAUAACGA
This is a messenger RNA of Acaulospora colombiana, 4765 nucleotides long. The record is from the annotation of a GenBank genome assembly. Lineage: Eukaryota; Fungi; Glomeromycota; Glomeromycetes; Diversisporales; Acaulosporaceae.